AUGGCAGUGCUGCCUUUUAUUUCUUCCCGUCACCCCAUCCCGCGGCGGCCGGGAAGCGGCGCGGAUGUCGGACCGUUCGUCAAUGUCGUUACCUGGACCUUGCUGAUUACUUCCGCACUUGCAGUCCUAACUAGGCUGAUUACGAAACGUGCCCUCCGGAGGAGGAUAGAUAUUGACGAUGCUUUUGUCAUGCUGGCUCUGGCCUCAAGCAUAGCAUCAGGUGGGGCCGUCAGCCUUCAGACGCAUAAUGGCCUUGGGAGGGACAUAUUGCUACUCACCCAAAGUCAGCUGGCGGCAUAUCGAAAAGCCGAAUAUGCAAACAACCUUCUCUAUAUCUCGACUUUGGGGUUUGCGAAGUUGUCUAUCAUCUCGCUGCUCAUGAUUCUCACGGCCUCAAAAACCCACCGCAACCUCGGUCUAUCACUAGCUGGCUUCAUUGCACUGUGGACGAUAUUCUCAAUGUGUCUUGCAGCUUUCCAGUGCGGAGCCACUGAGCCAUGGCGCUUCUUAGGGAACGAAGAGAUGUGUUUCAAUGUUGUUUCUUUUUGGCGUUCCGUGGGUGCUGUCAAUAUCCUCACUGACCUGGCACUUAUUGCUUUUCCAGUGCAUGUUGUCAUGACACUGCAAAUGAGCAUGAGUAAGAAGAUAACUAUCCUCACCUUUUUUGGUGCACGGUCACUAGACAUCGUUGCGACUGCCGUCCAGAUGAUCUACCUCGAUGGUUUCACAUCGCCCAAUCCCACCAAGGCACUCUGGAAAUGGACACUCCUCGCUCAGAUCAUUGAGUGCAUCACGAUCAUUACAUCUUGCGUACCCUACAUACGACCCCUAUUAGAAUCGGUUCCAUCAGGAUUAUAUGCGAGUGACGAUCUACGCCGACGAGGUACAUCAUCUGAGCAUGGCAUCUCCCGCAGUAAAAACAGUUCCUAUCAGCUAUCUAGUAUCGUCUCCAGAGUCGGCACCGGGAUCACAAGGUCAAGUAGAAAAAGUCUCCAUACUGAAAAUACUCGAAUCAAACGCUUCUUGCCGAUACUCUCACAAGAAAAAACUACGCAUACAAACUCUGCUUCAGGGAUACCUGGAGGUCCAAGGCGCUUGGAUGGCGCAACGGAUGUAGAAAUCUCAGCCGUACAUCAUAGACAUACGGAUGACAAGAGGUGGGAGACUGCGAGCACGGGAAGCCACUCUAAGAUCUUGAAGACGACGGUUGUUAGCGCCGAGUGGGAAGAAGCAGAAUUCAAGGGGCACGAUGCGUCGAGUGAUGAGAUUGAAGUUAUUCGUGGAGGCUAG
Molecule: messenger RNA, 1290 nt
Organism: Bipolaris oryzae ATCC 44560
Lineage: Eukaryota; Fungi; Ascomycota; Dothideomycetes; Pleosporales; Pleosporaceae
Exons: 5
Coding region: 1-1290 (429 amino acids)
Source: RefSeq, a predicted model, not a curated record